AUGAAGCGAAAGCCGAGCGCUGAGACCCAAUUUGGAAGUGCUGGAUCGCCUCCGAAGAAGCAGCCUCGACAGGACCCUGUUUCCUGCGAGUCCUGCCGGAGGAAGAAAUCCAAGUGUGAUAGGGGAUAUCCUUGCGGUAACUGUGCUAUGCGCAAGCUUGAAUGUCUUUAUAGUACCGGUGGCUCAGGGGUAAUGAAAUCCGGGAGCCACACAGAGGAGAGACCUACGUUGGACAACAUCAGGCUUGAGCCACCUCUAACUGUGCAACGAAGUAUCCGAAUUGACUCAGAAACGCAACAAAGCAAUCGAAACGAGCCUCUUUUGACGGCAGACUGGCUUGAGACUAUAGUCAUGGGGCAUCGUGUACCGAGCGCGAUUCCUGCCCCGUUGAGAGCAGAGCUCUCCCAAAAUCAACAAAGCGAGCAUUCAUCUCUACGCCAGAACACAGUUCCUGGCGUGCAAUCUGCUAUGAUUCGACGUGAUCCAAUAGCCGCGCGUGAGAAUCCAGCUACAGUUCAUCUGCCAUCAUAUCUGCCCCCGAAGGCCGAAGCGUUGAGCCUGUUUCGAUAUUACUGCAACUAUCUCGAUUUCCAGUACCAUCUUAUCAUACAAAGUCAGGUUGAACGACAAAUUGAAACGAUUUAUGAGCAAGUCGCCUGCAACGAGAGCAUAAACUUUGGUUACGCUGCCUUGCUGUUCAGUAUAGUUGCCUCGGCCAUCUACUACAAACUUUUGAUGGAAUCAUCAGAAUAUGCAGACCUCUGUAGCCAGGAGACAACAUUUCUAGCAGGAGCCGCGCUGAUUCAAGGCAAUUAUAUCGCGUAUCCGACCAUCGAAGGUCUACAGGCAACUAUGAUAAUUGGACAUUAUCUGUCCAACAUGAAUUUACCUCCUUCUGUGAGCUCAUUCUGUGUGCACAGGUCAUUUAUGAGCCAAGCAACCAGUAUGCGACUGCAUCUCGUGGAUUCAAGUCGAUCUGUAGAUGAACGCGCAGCAAAUGGAUCCGACAAAACCAAUGUUGAACUUAGGCGUCGGCUGUGGUGGGAUCUCGCCACGUACGACUGGCUAUUAGGUUUCCUUAGUGGUCCUCAGGAAGGGACAUACACCGUCCAACCCCAGCAUAUGAAAGUGCGGGAGCCGUUGAAUGUUGACGACAAGGACAUUGAACAUGCCGAGGCUGGGCUGCCUCUUUCCUCUCCGACCGACAUGUCCUAUAGUCUUUGUCGAAUGAGGUUGGCUGUUGUAUGCCGUCACAUAGUGGACGAAACCGCAGGAUACCAUCUGAAUGGACAAGAAGUACCAUACGAGAAGAUACUUGAGCUUGAUCGGGAACUUCACAAAGCUUGCGCUGGGAUUCCGAGCUUUUUCCGUUUCGAUCAAAUCUCCCGACGUGAAUUCGCGACGCUCUACCGCGAGCGCCCGACUUUAGCAUGGCAACGAUCCAUCGUUCAACAAGGCUAUCACUCCCGACUCUGUCGCUUGCAUCGCCACUAUUUCGUGCGUGGAUCCAAAGACCCUCGUUACUCCUAUUCUCAUGUAAUAUCGCUUCAAUCCGCUCGCAAGAUUCUUGAGGUCAAGCGCAUGAUGGAUGAACAAGAGCCCGUGUUUACUCCACAUAGUUCGAUGAUAUGGUCAGUCAUGCACCACGUUUUCAUGGCAGCUGUCAUUCUUCUGAUUGAUGUCUGCUUCAACUGGGACGAUAUACUGGCAGAAAAAAGGAAAGAGGAAGUCCUUGAUGCGUGUCGCAUGUUGAGUAGGGCACAACAAUCUUCACCAAUUGCCCGCGAAGGGAUAAGUGCGAUGAUGGACAUUUUGCGAAAACAUUGCAAGCAAGAAAAGAGGCCUAUUUCUAGUGGCUCACAUGCAGAUCCCCCUGCAUCUUCUAUCUCAAAUGUCACAGCAAAUUUUUCACAAGCGGAUCUUGUUACGGCUACUUCCCUGGGCCCAAAAAGAGUCUGUUUUGCCCCACAAGUCUCUGAUUGUCAACCGAUACUGCUGUCAGAAUCGGUUUCAGAUCCGUUGCCUCUAGAGGACAUGUGGACGGAGAUGCUUGAUGGCACCGCGUACACGGAGCUAGAAACACCGGACUGGACAGAUUUAUUGACCGAAUUGACAAACGUCACUAUGCCAUGUGAAUAA
Penicillium antarcticum is the source of this 2139-nucleotide messenger RNA. Its product is annotated as transcription factor domain-containing protein. The record is from RefSeq and is a predicted model, not a curated record. Gene Ontology annotation, molecular function: DNA-binding transcription factor activity, RNA polymerase II-specific; zinc ion binding. NCBI's taxonomy places the organism in Eukaryota, Fungi, Ascomycota, Eurotiomycetes, Eurotiales, Aspergillaceae. Bases 1 to 2139 code for a protein of 712 amino acids. The transcript is spliced from 2 exons. Gene Ontology annotation, biological process: regulation of DNA-templated transcription.